AUCCAAGAGCAAAGCUAUCUGCAUUUAAAGGUGAAAAUGAAAUUAACAAAGCAAAAGACUUAAUAUUAAAGUUAAAUGGGUAUCUCUUAACAUCUACUUCAACCAUAGCUUCUAUAUCAGAUGAUAUUACAA
Messenger RNA from Funneliformis caledonium, 132 nucleotides. NCBI's taxonomy places the organism in Eukaryota, Fungi, Glomeromycota, Glomeromycetes, Glomerales, Glomeraceae. The record is from the annotation of a GenBank genome assembly.